Suhomyces tanzawaensis NRRL Y-17324 is the source of this 1176-nucleotide messenger RNA. RefSeq lists its product as uncharacterized. Gene Ontology annotation, molecular function: proteasome binding. The transcript is spliced from 2 exons. The annotation marks the transcript as partial. Gene Ontology annotation, biological process: proteasome assembly. Lineage: Eukaryota; Fungi; Ascomycota; Pichiomycetes; Serinales; Debaryomycetaceae. The record is from RefSeq and is a predicted model, not a curated record.
AUCAGAAACGUCAUCUCGUUGAGAACCAGAAACGUCUCCCAGCGCAUACAGAGAGCCCUCCAGGAGCUCUCAGAGGCCCUUGCAGAGCACCCUCAACAGGCUCACUCGCCAGUUCCCGUCCCAGUACGGGUUCCAGCAAGAAAUGGCCAAAACGCCAGAGGCCUUCGUCGCUACUCCACAUCGGGUGCUCGUAGCUUUGGGACGUUUACCACUGGUGGUUCUGCUGGAACCUCGUGGUCUUUCAACCACUUUACCAACGCCAACUCCUACAAGAGUAACUUCUUCGCCAAGAUCAAGCUAUUCGCCAAGUUCUACCAUCCCCGUCCUGCUGACACCAGGCAGUUGUUCAGGGGAUUGAACCACGGGUUCAUGUUCCACAACUUCUCACAGGCCCACCAGAACACGUUCCGGAUGAAGCUCCACAUGUCAAAGUUGAGCUUCAGCUACAGACCCCUUCUCAACCACCUCAAGGACAAAUACCAUGGGUUCGACAGAAAACAAGACGAACCUGCCAACAAGCGUUUUGCACCAUUUUUGGCCAAACAGAAGAACCCAGGCUUGAGGUUGAACCUUUCGCUCACGGCCAAUCACCACCAGUUGACCAUGAAGUUGGCACGGACCGAUUCCUCGGCCACCACCCAAGAGAAGCACGAGUGCAACCAAGUGGUCGAAGGCUCUUACAUCGAGUUCCCAAUCACCUUCAACCUCAACAUUCCCCACGAAACGCUUCUCAGCGAAGAAGUGUUGGAUGAGAUGCUCUACAGUGUUAAGGCCUUCGAGCAGAAGCUUCGCGAGUUCAAGCAAGACAUCGCCAAUCUUUUCGAGUUAGGUGAGUUGCCCAUCAAGUACAUUGCCCACAAAAACGUCCUCAGGGUGUACUUCCCCAACUGUGACAGCGUCAAGUUGGAAUCUUUGUGCAGAGAAAAGAACAUCACGGGAGGAGUGAUCUAUUCCGACUACGAUGAUGAAACAACCUUACCCGAAAUCGCAGCUGCUGCUCCACUUACUCCCGUGGACCAGAACGACAUCAUUAGUUCGUAUUUCGGCCUGGGUUCUUCUGGCAGUUCUGACAGCGAGACCCAAGACCCUGACGAUUUGUUGUCGGAGCUGCUGGUAUUCCCACUUGCCAACGAAGAAAUUGUCAGGAUUGAGGUGGCUGGACCACAAGUAUCAUUC